AAAUUUGCUGUUUGUAAAUUUUGAGUGUCAUCGAGUUAACAGUAUAGCCGAAGGCUGUUUGCACUACCCUACUGCUCAAUCUGUUUUCACCUAGCUGCUUUGAUAAGGGUGGUUCCAAAUAACCGAAAAUGAAUUUGCGCAAAGUCGCAAGACUUUCUCCCACAUGGCGAAUUACUCUUUGGGGGAAGGAGCCCGCAGGCGCAAUGUGAGAAUCGCGAGGUUUAGGGUAGGUCAUACUCUUGGCCGCGUCCUGGCCCCAAACGUCCAUCUCUGUGACAGCCUGGUCUCUUGAACCUGAGUAAUGGGCUUCACGUAAUCGCCAAUGGCAGGAUUGACCGUCUAGAUGCUGCUGCUAUUGCUCAGUUUCCCCGCGAAUUCCGCGCCAUUCCCCGCAAACCUGCCUCCCCCAACAUCGCAGCCAUGGCCUGCCCUGCCCGAACCUACCCUCUCAACAGGCCCGACGGUCACCAGCCGCCGGUGCCUAGAUGGCAUCUCCGGUUUGAUGAAGAUGUCCAGAAAGCCCACAUACUCUAUUUCGGCGUCCAACAAGCCAGUGACUCUCCUGGACUCCGGGCUGAGGCCAAAGCCAUUGUGCAGACCGUCCGAGACCGGAUCUCGGAUUUCGGAUCACAUCCGUCACCAGCAGCUGUGGAGGAGUUCGAGGUCAUCGACGCAAAGUCCAGCAAUCGAUCGCAUGUGACCGUGGCAUACUGGACAGAUGAAGAAGCUUAUCGGAAGUUGCUGGACUCCUUGGCACUGUCAGAGAUUCAUAGCAAUGUGCCGGCCGAACAUCGCUCCCAGUUUGGCCUUUGGCUCGAGACCUUCUCUCUGCCCGUGACUCGGCUGGAGACCAACUACUCUAGCUUGGACUAUCUACCAGGGUUGGCUCGUCUGCAGAAGAGUUACACGGAGGAUCACACGCUUACUGCCUACUGGGGUGCGGCGCGCGACCGGAUUGCUGCUUCGGCGCACGAUCUCUUUUCGCCCGACGAGACAUCCCCAAAGAAAGUCGUCGAGAAGGGAGCCCAUGUCAAGGGCACCAAUGCGAAUAAUCUCGUCCAUAUACGGACAGGGCAGUUUUGGCACAACUGCGAUGAGCAGGAGGCAGAGGCGUACGAGAAGAAGCUCGAACCUACCCUCGAGAAAGGGCUAGACUACCUCCGCGAGACGCCAUCAGCAGGCGCCAUGGGUCUGCGCUACCUGCGAAACACCGUCCCUGGCCAUGACAGCAGCGCCCUUCGCAAGGAGACGUGCGUGACGUGUUUUUUCACCAGCCUCGACAAGCUCGAGGGCUGGGCCAAGAGUCACAAGUCGCAUCUGGCCAUCUACAACGGCGCGAUGAGGCAUGCUAAGAUGUUUGGCGCGGAGAGGAAGUUUCGCACGUGGCACGAGGUAGUGGUCCUGAAAAGGGGCGAGGCAAGGUUUGAGUAUCUGAAUUGUGAAGCCGAGGAGGGGAUGAUGGCUUUUGCUAGGGACGAGCAACUCGAAUGUGAGCGAUGAUAUCAAUGUUACUAUUACAGCAUGGAACAAAGGAUUAUAUGAAAACCC
Messenger RNA from Emericellopsis atlantica, 1548 nucleotides. Its product is annotated as hem-containing dehydratase protein. NCBI's taxonomy places the organism in Eukaryota, Fungi, Ascomycota, Sordariomycetes, Hypocreales, Bionectriaceae. Bases 421 to 1500 code for a protein of 359 amino acids. The record is from RefSeq and is a predicted model, not a curated record. The transcript has a single exon.